Molecule: messenger RNA, 946 nt
Organism: Eurypyga helias (sunbittern)
Lineage: Eukaryota; Metazoa; Chordata; Aves; Eurypygiformes; Eurypygidae
Product: vam6/Vps39-like protein
Exons: 9
Biological process (GO): endosomal vesicle fusion; vesicle-mediated transport; autophagy
Cellular component (GO): membrane; cytoplasm
Source: RefSeq, a predicted model, not a curated record
GCACAGAGAACUUGCACUUGGUAUUCUCCUACUCUGUCUGGGUGCUGAGAGAUUUUCCCGAAGAUGGACUGAAGAUAUUUACAGAAGAUCUCCCAGAAGUGGAGGCUUUGCCACGAGUCAAAGUGCUCAGUUUCCUGAUAGAAAACUUCAAAAGCUUGACUAUUCCUUAUCUGGAACACAUCAUUCAUGUCUGGGAAGAAACUGGUGCAGAAUUUCACAACUGUCUGAUUCAACUGUACUGUGAGAAAGUGCAAGGCUUAAUGAAAGAAUAUCUCAAUUAUUUCCCUGCAGAUAAAUCUCCAGUGCCUGCUGGGGAGGAAGGAGGAGACUUGGGGGAUUACCGUAAAAAGCUUCUGCUUUUCCUGGAGAAGUCUAGUUGGUAUGAACCUAGUCGACUGAUUAGUGACUUCCCAUUUGAUGGUCUCCUAGAAGAACGUGCUCUGCUCUUGGGUCGUAUGGGGAAGCAUGAGCAAGCUCUGUUUAUUUAUGUUCAUAUUUUGAAGGACACCAACAUGGCUGAAAACUACUGCCAUAAACAUUAUGACAGAGACAAAGAUGGCAACAAAGAUGUCUAUCUGUCACUGCUGCGGAUGUAUCUGUCCCCGCCUAGUGUUCAUUGCCUGGGACCAAUCAAGAUGGAAGUCCUGGAGCCUCAAGCCAAUCUGCAGGCUGCUCUGCAGGUUUUGGAACUGCAUCACAGCAAACUGGAUACCACCAAGGCAAUAAACCUACUCCCAGCAAAUACACAGAUUAGUGAGAUUCGAAUCUUCUUAGAGAAAGUCCUUGAAGAAAACGCUCAGAAGAAAAGAUUUAAUCAAGUACUCAAGAAUCUUCUCCAUGCAGAGUUUCUGAGGGUCCAGGAGGAGCGAAUCUUGCAUCAGCAAGUGAAGUGCAUUAUUACAGAGGAGAAGGUGUGCACUGUAUGUAAAAAGAAGAUAGGUAACAG